This is a messenger RNA of Punctularia strigosozonata HHB-11173 SS5, 1403 nucleotides long. Its product is annotated as PLP-dependent transferase. NCBI's taxonomy places the organism in Eukaryota, Fungi, Basidiomycota, Agaricomycetes, Corticiales, Punctulariaceae. The transcript has 7 exons. Bases 11 to 1306 code for a protein of 431 amino acids. The record is from RefSeq and is a predicted model, not a curated record.
UGCUGCUUCAAUGACAGCUCUGGACUUCGAUUCGAAGGGAUGCACCUACAACCCGCAAUCAAAGCCGCCCAGCUUCGGCCAUGACAUGCUGAAAUACUUUAGCUUUCGCGAUGGAUACGUGAAUUUAAAUCAUGGAUCAUACGGCUCACUUCCUCGGCCCGUCCAGACAGCAUGCGAGGACAUGGCACAACAGAUCGAAGCAUGCCCAGACAAAUUCAUGCGGCUGACCUACCAAUCCCUCUUGAUUGAUUCAAGAUCAAGAGUUGCACGUUUGUUGGGGGCACAUACAGAUGAAUGUGUUCUGGUCCCGAAUGCGACACAUGGUAUCAAUACAGUACUGCGGAAUAUCCAGUGGAAUGACGGCGACAUUUUGAUUGGAGCUUCGACGACCUAUGUCAACGUCAAUCAUACCCUGCAGUACCUCCAUGACGUGCACCCCACUACAACUCUUGCGCCUUUCCACAUCCGCUUUCCUACCAGUCACUCCGCCAUCGUGGAGAGCUUUCGCGAGCAUCUGCGAAUUGUGAAGGCCACGCUACCGGGACUGCAGAAAUCGUCGGCUUCUGUUGCUCCGAAGAUGGUUGCCGUCAUUGAUAGCAUCGUUUCUAACCCCGGUGUUCGUCUCCCCUGGCAGGAGAUGGUUAGCCUGUGCCGCGAGGAAGGCGUCUGGUCAGUUGUAGAUGCUGCUCAUUCCAUUGGCCAAGAGCCCGAUAUCAACUUGAGCGAAUCGCGGCCUGAUUUCUUUGUGACGAAUUGUCACAAGUGGUUAUUCGCGAAGCGAGGUUGCGCUUGCCUCUAUGUCCCUUUUCGAAAUCAACACAUUACCAGGUCGUCUAUCCCGACAGGCAAUGCCUACCAGACAUCGCCGCCCAAUUUCGUGAAACAACAUGAAUGGACUGGUACCGUUGAUUGGGUACCAUACUUGAGCAUUAAAGCUGCGCUUGAAUUCAGACAGUGGAUUGGUGGCGAGGCCGCGAUUUUGGAAUACUGCCACAAGCUCGCGUUGAAGGGCGGAAGGCGCCUUGCAGAGAUAAUGGGCACCGAACUGAUGGAUCAAACCCCGGACAGCGAGUUAACGCUCAGCAUGGUGAACGUCAGACUUCCUUUCCCCGACGAGCUGCUGUCGCUCGGCGAUAUGAAUGCGAAACUACUCGACGAAUACAACACCUUCGCCGGGGUGUUUCGUCACGAUGGAAAGUGGUGGACACGAUGCAGCGCGCAGGUUUGGAACGAGAUCUCCGACUUCGAGUAUUUAGGGAAGGUGUUCAAUACGAUCGCAAAGGAAUUGUCGUCAAUCCACACUUAGAUUGCAUCUGAUUUAAUGCACAACUUCGCCUGCGUCCAAGCUGUAUAUUAUACAUCCGUCCCAAACGUCACCGACAGUUCAUACGUGCCAUUACCGC